This is a messenger RNA of Oncorhynchus masou masou (cherry salmon), 1335 nucleotides long. RefSeq lists its product as uncharacterized. Lineage: Eukaryota; Metazoa; Chordata; Actinopteri; Salmoniformes; Salmonidae. The transcript has 14 exons. Gene Ontology annotation, biological process: mitochondrial fusion. The coding region runs from base 313 to 1335 and encodes 340 amino acids. The record is from RefSeq and is a predicted model, not a curated record.
CCGUUUUGCAGGGUUCGCGAUCGUCGGGAGGUGGACAGCGACAGCGACUUCGAAGAGGAAUCAAAUGUACUGGAUGAGGUCCAGUUGGAUGUGCCACUGCUGCCAGUCAUCCUUGAUGUCCAGGAUGCUGCUAUCAUCCUUGAGGAUGUGCCAGAUGUACCGACUAUCCUUGAGGAGGCCACUGGUAAUUGGCAGUUGAUACCGAUUAGGUUCAGCCCCCUGUACUGUGGGCCUGUUGUGAUCAGAAACCAUGCCGGUCCGUUGGCUAAAGCUUGGAGAACUUUCCAGUUCAUAAGCCCCAUUAUCACCUAUAUGCGUGGGGGAUCCCAGCAGGUGGUGGUGAGGAGGCACCAUGUGAGUAGGGUUCGAGGCCAGGAGACUCAACUGGUGUGGGCCGUCUCCAGGGAGACAGCCAGACUUAGUUCAGAGGGCAUCCCCUACUGUGCCACCAAGGUUCAGUCCGUCACUUGGAUCCUGUAUGUGGCUGGCAGGGUGACCCAGUAUGCUUCUCACCUCCGCCAUGAGACGUCUGUGGACGUGACCCUUGGCUGCUACCAGCAGACUGAUAUCUCGGUGGUGUACGCCACUCUCCACAUGGGGCCGGAUGGGCUGCUCUCCUCCUCAGCGUGGUCGGAGGCUGCCUCCGUGUCUACGCCCACCAAUCAGCAGUUCACUGAGCCAGAGCCUGAGGGCCACAACUGCUAUGAGGGCUGGGAGGAGGACCUGCUGCCUGAGGAGAGGGAGGUUCCUCUGCUAAACCUCUACCUUACCACCAAGAGAGUGGAGGACAUCGCCCUGAGGCUCGUCUCCCUGCGCCAGGCCUUCACUACCCUGCUUGGUUCCACCCCGAGCAGGAACCAUCUGUUUGUGGCAGGAAAGGUCCUAAUGGGCGCACUGGUUCAAGCCCACCACAUGGACGAGGCCGAAUUCAUCCGUGCCUAUAACGACUUUGUGGACUACCUGAGUGACCCCUCCAAGCAGAUUGACAUUGAGAGGGAGCUGGCUGAGGCAAAGAUCCAUCAUGUUAACCUGAUAGAUGUCCUUUUUGAACUGGUGCUAUUUGGGAUGAUGACAGCUCAGAAGUCCCUGAUGGUGCACCCUGGUGGGUUCAUGGAGCGUCUGUACGCUCUCCUGCACUCCUUCCUGCCCGUAGCUGCCAGCAUUGAGCCAAAGGCCGAGAGAUACCUGCUGCUGCUCAAUGAUUCUUGCGACACUUUGCCACCACACAGGGGUCUAGACACAAAUGCACUACAUUACUUUGCACUGAAUUUUACAUUUUUAAAUAAAAUAACUAGUAGUUCAAAAGCAUUUGUCUCUGUCUUUUCAUUUACUUGA